Racocetra fulgida is the source of this 230-nucleotide messenger RNA. The record is from the annotation of a GenBank genome assembly. Lineage: Eukaryota; Fungi; Glomeromycota; Glomeromycetes; Diversisporales; Gigasporaceae.
AAGAAAUUAAUUUGAUUAGCAAUGACAAGUGUCAAAUUAAUGAAAAUGAAUAUAGGUAUAGUAGUGAAAGCAAAAAUAAUUAUAUUAAUAAUAACAAAUAUAAUAAUAGUGAUGAUGAUGAUGAUUAUGCUAGUAAAAAUAGUAAUUUUGAUAUUAGCAAUGAUAAGGAUGGCUAUUACAAUGAGAAGAAACUGAUUAUGUUAAUAAAUGAAGCUAAGUAUCAUAAGUAA